Corythoichthys intestinalis (scribbled pipefish) is the source of this 2753-nucleotide messenger RNA. Its product is annotated as alkaline phosphatase-like. NCBI's taxonomy places the organism in Eukaryota, Metazoa, Chordata, Actinopteri, Syngnathiformes, Syngnathidae. Bases 1 to 1794 code for a protein of 597 amino acids. Gene Ontology annotation, biological process: dephosphorylation. Gene Ontology annotation, cellular component: plasma membrane. Gene Ontology annotation, molecular function: alkaline phosphatase activity. The record is from RefSeq and is a predicted model, not a curated record. The transcript has 13 exons.
AUGGUCAAUCAGCCUACUACGCCGCAUGUUUUUGGGAUGUGGGAGGAAGUUGGAGUACCUGUAGAAAACCCAUGCAGGCGCGCAAAGAACAUUCUGGCUGACUGGGAGGACUACAUAGAACACUUUAAGAGAACCCUGUCUAGCACCCUCUACUGCAGUUCCAUGUUCAUUCGGACAUACAUGGUUAAAUCCUCCUAUGCUAGUUGUGAUAAAGUCAACAGCAUGGACGGGAAACAUAUAUCCGUUUUAUGUGGAUUACUGCUUUUCAUUUCAAUCCAAAGGAGUGUCUCUGUUAAUGAAGAAGAGCUCCAUGCCAGUUAUUGGAACAACAAAGCAAAGCAAUCCCUUCACACUGCCCUCAACAUUCAGCCUAAUCUCCACAAAGCCAAGAACAUCAUCCUUUUCCUGGGGGACGGAAUGGGAGUAACAACUGUUACUGCUGCCCGCAUUCUCAAAGGCCAAAUGGAAAAGCAGUCUGGAGAAGAGACCAGUCUGGUCAUGGAUACCUUCCCUCAUCUGGCACUGUCUAAGACAUAUAAUGUAGAUCAACAAAUGCCUGAUAGUGCUGGCACAGCCACUGCAUACUUAUGUGGCGUGAAGGCCAACUAUGGUACCCUGGGUGUCACUGCUGCCACUCCAAGGUACAACUGCAGUCUCACCUAUGGGAAUGAAGUCAAAUCUGUGCUAUAUCGGGCCAAGCAAGCAGGAAAAUCUGUAGGGAUUGUCACCACAACCCGAGUGCAGCAUGCAUCUCCAGGUGCAAACUAUGCUCACACUGCCAAUCGAGGUUGGUAUGCAGACUCGGAUCUCUCCGAUGAGGCCCGCGCAAAUGGUUGUCGAGACAUUGCACACCAGCUUGUUAACAACGUUGAGAUAAAUGUUAUACUUGGUGGUGGUCGACAGUACAUGAUUCCCAGGGACAUGCAAGACCCGGAAUAUACUAGUGUAAAAGGAGAUAGGGAUGAUAAACGAAAUCUUAUUGUUGAAUGGCUAAACAAUAAAAAGAAUGCUAAAUAUGUUUGGAACAAAAAAGAAUUUGAUGCAGUGGACCCCGCAAACACAGAUUUCCUAAUGGGUCUUUUUGAGCCCAAGGACUGUCGCUUUGAGAUGGAGCGUAAUCCAUUAACAGAUCCAUCCCUCACUGAGAUGAUGGAGAAAGCUAUAAAGAUUCUUAGCAAAAACCCAAAAGGCUAUUUCCUUUUUGUGGAAGAUAAGGGGAGAAUAGACCACGGCCACCAUGAUGGGAUGGCCAAAAGAGCUCUCACUGAGGCAGUUGAGUUUGAUCGAGCCAUUGGGCGAGCAGCUGAACUCACAAAUGAGUUGGACACCCUGUCGAUAGUCACUGCAGACCACUCACACGUCUUCUCUUUUGGAGGACACUCAGCCAGAGGAAACCACGUGUUGGGUGUUUCGCGGGGGGUUGCUGAUGACUCAAAGAGCUUUACUAUUGCUGGAUAUGCAAAUGGUCCAGGGUACCAGUUUGUCAACGGAACUCGUCCAGACGUAAAUGAGACAAUUUCAAUGGGUGAUGAGUACCUUCAACAGGCUACAGUGCCUCUUGAUUCAGAGACUCACGGCAUCGAGGAUGUGGCCAUCUUCGCCAAGGGUCCAAUGUCACACCUCUUCCAUGGGGUUCAGGAACAGAACUACAUAGCCCAUGUGAUGGCUUACGCAGCUUGCCUUCCACCUUACGAGGAUUGUAAACUCACACCUCCCAACCACGCUGGAUCCCUCAACCCUAGCCUGCUACCCGCUCUUUUUGGCUUAAUUAUAUUCUUUGUCUUCUUGUCAUAGUUGUGCCAAUCAUUAUUUGUUAUUCUUACUAAAAAUGUAUUUCGUGGUAAAACCCUGUCAAUCUGAAAUUUCAAGUCAUUUGUAUUUAUUGACCUAAAAUGAUUGUCCGUUAUGUGUACAUUAAUAUUCAGUAUCAUUGGGGCCUGAAGCCAUUGUUUUCAAGACAAUUUUUUUUUUAAAUUUGAAAAGCAUUGUUGCAGUUAUUUUUGAACACCUGUCCAUGUUAUAUCAAUCCAUCUAUUUGUCCACAUAAUGCUUAUCCUUACUAAGGUCAAGGGCAUGCUAAGGGCUAUGCACAGGAAGAACAGAGCCUGGGAUUGAGCCGUUGAUCGGAGAACUGUGAAGUAGAUGUGUUAACCACUCAGUCACCAUGCCACGUUGGGCCAGAAGUCCAGCUCUAUCAGAAUCUUGUGGAGGGUUACCCAACAUGUUUGAUGGUUACCCAAAAGUCAUGAAGUUCAAAGGUAAUGCUACACGAUACUAAGGAAAUCUACGAGAUAGACAUUUUGAGCUCUGAGAAACUAAACUUUUCAAAGAAAUGUUCUCUCUCAUUAUUGUGGCGAGUGCCAGCACCUUAUUUGGCAUGGGAUGAAAAAGGUUCUCCGGACAUCUGUGAAAAACCUAUGAAAAAACGUUCACAAUCUAUCGCCGUGAAGUUGACGAGGGGAAUGACUCCCAUAUCCUUGCCUUUUUAAGAAGAAAAACAUUCAUUUUCCCAGGUGUCCAGCAGAUUAAGUAAACACAGUAAUAUAUUAGCAAUGAAUGAAUAUGUGAGAAUUUUCUUUUAAUAGGGUGCCGUUUGGGCGAAACAGAGUGGACACAAACAGAGGGGACAUUUUGUGCUAAAGUUAGCGCUGAGCCUAGCUUUGCUAGCAUAAUAGCUAACAUGACUUUAUAUACUUAAAGAGAAAUAUCAUUUUACAUAUGAAAUUAUGCAAUUCAAUUAAUUUCUUUGGUAU